GUGACAGCCCGUGUUGCUGUUGCUCGGGUUACUUUGGUUGCUGCUCGCACUCCCUUGUUGUUGGCACGCUUCAAUAGCGCUAGGGCGACGGCCAGGGAGUCGAUCGCCGAAAAGAGACAAGAGAGUGACGGAGCUUUCCACCACCCACUACUGACCCUGCGGCAGUCACGUCGCACCUUCACUUCCAUGACUGCUGUAGCUCCCCCCGUGGAUUUUCAGAACAGAUGGACGGGUAACGCUACCAACGGCACGACCGACGAGUUCCGCCCCAUGUUCAUGCCCCGGAAAAGCGCCCAGCGAUCCAACUCGUCGUCUUCCUUGUCUUCGCAAGCCUCUUCAACAUCCACAAUCUCACCCACUUCGUCACAAACAAACGGAGCCGCGACUCAGCUGAGCCCCGGCGAAAAUUCUACUUGGGCUGCACGUAAGAAAGCGCCCAGAGGGUUAUGGCCGGCGUCCAAAACUGAACCCGUCUCCGGCAUCAUUACCAACGCUCGUCCCCAAUCCAUUGCUUCUGCAAGCUCAGGGCCCACGGCCACUUCGGCGAUGACUGCAUUGCACUCGCCUGCACCCAUGGUGCCCUCCCAGCACAAUGGCGCGGUUCAGGCACAGCAGAAUGGCGCACCGCGCACGCAACAACAACCGCAAGAGCCCCCGGCCAUCCUACACCUGAUACCGAUGAAUGGUACUUUUGACAGGAAACAAAUCACCGUUCCUUUCUUCCCGGACGUGCUCCGCAUCGGCAGGCAGACGAACAAUAAAACCAUCCCUACUCCGCUGAACGGCUAUUUCGAUUCCAAGGUUUUGUCAAGGUCGCAUGCCGAGGUAUGGGCGGAUAGGAAUGGAAAGGUCUGGAUACGGGAUGUGAAGUCGUCAAACGGUACAUUCGUCAACGGGCAGCGACUAUCGCAAGAGAACCGCGAUUCAGACCCCCAUGAACUGCGUGAGCAAGACGUUCUGGAACUUGGCAUCGAUAUUGUUAGCGAAGAUCAGAAAACCGUUGUUCAUCACAAAGUGGCCGCACGAGUUGAACACGCUGGCAUCUAUGCAAACGCCGGAAACAACAUGAUGGAGCUCAACUUCGGUGAACUUGAUGGGUCUCAGCUGACAAAUUAUGCCGGCUCCAAUGGCCAACAGCAGUUGGCUCAAAUGCGUGGCCGAACACCAAGUCAAGGAUCUAUGAACGGCCAGCGAUUACAGGGGCCCGGAGGUGCAAUGGCGAACAAUGGGGUCAGCAUGCAACAGCCUAGGCAUCCUAACUUCUGGUUGCAGCCUGUCACCAUGGAGCAGGUGGUGAAAAAACUCAACGCUGAGAUGAAAGCUGCGAGACAACAAUCCCAAGACCUCAAGCAGACCCACUCUUACAUCAAUGCUAUUCUGGCUACGGAACCCAGCAAAGACCAAACAAAGCCUGCCAUAAAUCCGGUCAAGAUCUCGCCUAUAAAAGAUAUCAAUCUGAAGGCCAGAUUCUCCGAUCCCCCAGCACCACCACCGCAGCAACCUUUGCCCGAGAAGCCAGACGCCUAUUCGUCUCUUAGGAGAGCGGAUACCGAACGCCCUAAAAUCAACGGCUCGCCUGUGCGUCCAGACGCCCAGAUGUCCAGCCUUACCGAAGCCUUGCAUAAUGCCAAAAAGGAAAUGGAGUCUCAAAGCAUCCGGCUGCGAAACCUGGAGAAUCUGCUGAACGAAGAGCGCCGAGCCAGGGAAGAUGCCGAGGAACGAGCUAAUCGUCUUGAACGCGAGCAUGCGUCUAUAGAACCGGAAGUGCCUAAUGAAGAGGCCCGUGUACCCGAGGCCGCUGCCGAGUCGGAAGACAGCGAAGCUGAGACCGUCAUUGCUAAUGGGUCAGCAUCUCCUAUUGAGGCCGACACUGCUACCACUCGACUCCAACAGAAGCUCGAUGUCAUGAUGUCGGAAAUGAGUGAACUAAGAUCACAGAUGGAGAAGUACCGCGAGCGCGCGGAAAGUGCAGAAGCUGACCGUAAAAGUCUGGCUGAAAUGAUUGAAAAUAUUCGGCUUGACAAUGCAAAGACAAGCAUCAAACGCAGAAGCCGGGGAGGUGGUGAGCCGAAUCAGAAUGAUGCUCCAGCACCCGAGGCUCAAGACAACGAGGCAGAAGAGUCGGAUGAGGGCGAAAUAGUGAUCAUCAAUGAAGAUUUAGGGGACGACAAUACGCAGACGUUAAUACGGAGGGCGGUCCAGAAUGGUCGACCAGUCGGAGAGACUGAAGAGCUGGAUGUUAAAGCUCCCAGUGUCCUUACUACUCGUCCGAAUCGCAAUGAGCUCGCACUAGCUCAUGGGGCUCCUGCAGUUUCUAUCUUGACAGUUGUCGCUCUCGGCGUAGCUGUCAUGGCCUGGCUUAACAAUUACCCGAAAGUGGAUCGGUGA
Molecule: messenger RNA, 2388 nt
Organism: Periconia digitata
Lineage: Eukaryota; Fungi; Ascomycota; Dothideomycetes; Pleosporales; Periconiaceae
Source: the annotation of a GenBank genome assembly